AUGGGGGGCUGUUAGUGGGUGCUCAGCACCCAUCAUUUUUCCCCAUAGAUGUUCCAGUCCCAGAAUAUCCACGGAAUCAGCGCCUAUGUUUUAAGUGUAUGCCAAGCCUAAGGGGCGGUUCCCUGGAACUAGCUGAAAAUACAGUGUCUGAGGGAUUGACUGGCAGCUUUCUGUGUGCUGAAAGCCAAGAGAAGCAGUCAUGAGUUUGAUCCUGGAAACGGAUGGAGGAAAUGGAGACAGAGCUUGCUUCAGGCAUAGGGUUCCCUAGAAAAGCAGGUGUGGAUUUCUGAGUAAGGAAACUGCCUGCUGCUGUUUGUUUGUACUGUCUUCAGGGCACAGGAAUGUGUGGGACAUUGUUUGUAAAUAAUAAUGACUGCACCAAAGAAAUAUGACAUUCUUAUAAUCAAUUUCUCCUCCAAAGGGAAGAAUGGAGCGAGGCCCCAAACACUGGCUAACUGCUCAGGUCAGUGGAGCAAUGGUACGACCCGGGUCAGAAUCUAGACGUAUGGCAGCAAAUGCGUUGGUGGGAAACGUUUGUGGGGAGCUCCAGCAGCAAACAGCCUGUGUAGGGGAGUAUAUUGCUGCUCAUUGUGGACUUCAGCAUAUCUAGCUUUGUGUCCUGAGCAGUCCUUAUUGUUCCUUCUCUCAGAGCUGACACUUCUCUCCCCAGAGUCAGACAAACCAAAACAUGGAUCCAUGGCUUGUGUUUCCCCUGAGGAGAACCAGUACACAUAGCGAUUAUGAGCUCAGUAUUGACCCAAGGAGAAAAAAAUUAUGGGAAGACACUGGAACAGCUUGAAUGGGGUGGGGGUGGGUAGGAUUGUUACUUUUCCUUCUGUCUAUGGAGUUUUACAAAGUUUAUAACUAAAAUCUUUCUAGCUCUUAGCUGGUGUUUCGAAUGGACUGGGCUGUAACCUUUAGACUGCGAUGUCAUAAAUCUGAAAAGAUUUAUCAUAAAAUCACCCUUCAGCUCAAGGGUUGCUGCUGAUUAAUGAAUUGUUGCUGUUUUCAUGCCUUAUCACUAGUGCACACAAACUGACCUUAACCAAUGGGGCCCUGUAUCCAGGCUGGUCCCAGGCAGGUGGCUAGAUGUUCAGCAAGACACAGCCAAGCAAAGGCUCCUCUGCCCUCACAUUGUCACUGUCAUGACUGUAGGGGGAAGGGUAGCAACCUUUAUGUAUCCUUGGAAACUGUACUGAUUGCCUUACCUGAUAAGCAGUUCAAAUAACCUAGUUGGCACCUGACCAGAAGGCCCAAUGAGAAAAUAAGAUAUUUUCAAAUCUGGUGGGGAAGGAUUUUGUUGUUGUCCUGUGGGUUGUUCCCUCUCCGGACAGAGGGAGAAGCCAAGCAGGUACAACAUCUCCUGAAAAUAUACCUGGAAUAAUCCAUCUAAAACCACAGAAACUGUGAGUAGGGCAAGGAAAUCCAUUAGGUUAUCUUUUGUUUUGGCUUGUGAAUUUUCCUAUGCUACAGGGGUAGUUUCAUUCCUGUUUCUGUAACCGUGAAGCUGAGCCCAGAGGGGAAUCCUCUGUGUUUUAAAUCUUUUUAUUACCCUGUAAAGUUAGCUUCCAUCCUGGUUUUGCAGAUGUGAUUCUUUUACUUCUUUCUUUAUAAAUAAAGCUCUUUUUUUAAGAACCGGAUUGAUUUCAGUGUUCUGAAGAGAAAGGGUCUGGUCUGUGCUUACAUUGCUAAGGCAACUGGUUGAUGGUUUAUUCUCAAGCCUCCCCAAGAAAUGGGGUGAAGGGGCUUGGGGGAAUAUUUUAGGGGGAUAAGGAUUCCCAGUGACUCUUCCCUGAAUAUUUUGUGUAAAUCACUUGGUGGUGGCAGCAAUAUCAGACUAAGGAAUUAGUGCUUUAGAGAAGGUUUAACCUAAGCUGGUAAAAUAUAAGCUUAGGGGGUCUUUCAUUCGGGUUCCCACGUCUGUGCCCCAGAGUUCAGAGUGUGGGGGGGAACCCUGACAGUCACUGAAAUAACUCAAUGGUGUUUAGUUCCCACUUGCUGUUGUUUCAAUGCAAGGCUGUGUUUGGCUGUGGAUGCCCUCGUUGUGAAUUAAGAAUUCCUAGUUCGAUAGAGAACAAGCACCAGGAAGUGUGAUACACAGUUUGUGUACAUGUACAUGUUUUGAUUCUGCUGGAGCGAGCACACUACCAAUAGCAAUGUGGCUGCAGCAGCAAGAUGGCGGCUUGUGCUAGCCGCUGGAAUACAAUCCAGCCCGACCUCCUGGACUUGUAUUGUGUAGACAGACCCUGAGUUUAAGCUUUUGUGUUCUUGUCUGGUUGUGUCCUUUCCCCCUUUUCCUUUCACUCCCUUUCUGCUUCUUUACACCCCACUGCUCUCAUUCCUUGCUUAUGGAGUUCCUGCUUCCUUCUUUCCUUAUCUUUCUCCUGCUCCUCCUUCUGGCCUCUCCUUUUUCUUCACUUCAUUUUGCACCUGAUAUGAAGUGGAAGAAGCACCUCCCAUUAUCAGCAAAACCAUUUCUGAUGCAGAGAGAACAGAAGACCAGAGAUCCCAGCAGCCAUGGCCUCAGUGACUCCUGUACAGGAAAUCCAAGAGGAAACCAAAUGUCCCAUCUGCCUGGAAUAUCUGACAGACCCAGUGUCCAUACACUGUGGGCACAUUUUUUGCCGAGUCUGCAUUACUCAGUACUGUGGUACAUGGACAAAGGGGGACUAUGACCCUGUGCGCUGCCCCAACUGCAGAGCCCGAAUCCGGAAAGUGAGUCUCCGGAAUAACUAUCAGCUAGCAAAUAUAGUGGAAAAAAUCAAACAACUAGAUUUAAAACCAGGAAAAGAGAAUUUGUGUGAGAGUCACGACAAAUCCCUGGAUCUGUUCUGUGAAGAGGACUUGGAAGCCGUGUGUGUGGUUUGUGAGAGAUCCCCCAAGCACAGAUCUCACACGGUGCUUCUCAUGGAGGAGGCUGCCCCGAAAUAUAAGGAAAAAUGUGAGGUGCAUUUGAAGACUCUGAGGAAAGAAAGAGAAAAGCUGCUUGGAUUUAAAGUGACUGGAGAGGAGAAAAGCCAGGAGUAUCUGAAACAGAUAGAAAAGGAGAGGCAGAAGAUCAUUUCUGAAUUUCAGCAACUGCUGCAGUUCCUGGAGGAACAAGAGCGACUCCUGCUGGCCCAACUGGAAAAGCUAGACAAGGAGAUUGUGAAGAUACAGAAUGAAAAUAUCACCAAACUCUCUGAGGAGAUUUCCCUUCUCAGUGAGCUGAUCAGUGAGAUGGAGAGGAAGUGUCAGAAACCAGCAACUGAAUUCCUGCAGGAUGUCAGAAACACCUUGAGCAGGUGUGAGAAGGGGAAGUUCCAGCAGCCAUUGGAGAUUUCUCCUGAACUGGAAAAGAGACUCAGUGACUUCUUCCAGAAAACUAUUGCUCUAAUGAAGACUCUGAGGGAAUUCAAAGCCACUCUGCCAUCUAUACUGGAGACAAAAAGAGGAGAAUCCCUGGGAUCACUCAGACUGGUGAAUGUGACUCUGGAUCCAGACACGGCUCAUCCCCAACUCGUCCUGUCUGAGGAUCGGAAAAGUGUGAGAUGGGAAGACACAGCACAGGAUCUGCCCAACAAUCCUGAGAGAUUUGACACUGAUCUCUGUGUGCUGGGCUCUGAGGGUUUCACCUCAGGGAAACAUUACUGGGAGGUUUCAGUGGGGGAUGGGCUCUACUGGGCUGUGGGGGUGGUCAAAGAGUCUGUGAGCAGGAAAGGGCGGAUCAGCCGUAACCCUGAGAGAGGGAUCUGGGCUGUGGAGUACUGCUGGGGUCACUGCCAGGCUCUCACCUCCCCUGAGACCCCUCUGCCUCUCAGCCAGGUCCCCAGCAGGCUUGGAGUAUAUCUAGACUGCGGACGGAGGCAGGUGACAUUUUUCAAUGCUGGUGACGGGGCCCCGAUCUUUGCUUUCCCACCGGCCUCUGUCACUGAGGAGAGAAUCCGCCCCUGGCUCUGGGUGGGGUGGCCGGGAUCUCAGCUCAGACUUUGGCCCUGAGACACAUGGCGAAGAGGAACAUCCUACUGGGGACCCUGAAACCAGCCUCUCUAGCUUCAUACAGUGUAGUCUCUACUGUCUUGAGGCAGGGGUCUCUGAUCUGUCAAACCACAGAGAACAAGGAGUGAUGGAGGCAGAGGAGCCAACUUCAUUGCCCCAAGGAUUUUGCAGCCUGUUUGUCAUUGUUCUCCUGUGAUCCAGGACGACUCUGUGGAUCUGGGCUCAGACGGUGUCAUUGAAAAUGGGGAUGGGGGGGUGGAGGGAUAAGAAUGAAAAAAAAAUGGGCUUCUCUAGCUACUGUCAUCCAAGUCUCUGUGACCCUGGAGGACUUCCAGCUACCCAAUCCCAGGCUCUUCAUCUCUAUGACCAUGGAAGCUCCUCCUCCCUCCCUUCAUGUAGCACCAAGGAUGGGAGGUGGCUGGGCUGGGGACAGGCAGAUGUGGGGGUGGUAGGGACCCAGCAUUAAUUAAUCAGGGUUUGGGGAGUUGGGAAGAAGCUGGAUGCUCCGCAGCAGCAGGGAGGGUUUUGUACAGAUCAGUGAUGUUUUAUAAAUCUUUGCCCAUUUUGUGUUCUCUUUUCUUUCAUAUUGUUCAUUUUUUAUUCACCAUUUUUCUAGCACUCAUUUCCCAAACCUGUUGAUUUCUGUGUGUCUCUUCCACUCUCCUCUGAUCCCUGUCACAGAUCAUUCCCCAUCUUGUUCUCCAUUCUUUCCCCUGAAUUUAUCCCUUCCCCUCUCAUGGCCUCUGGCUUUUUCCCCUUUCACCCUUUCUCCAGGACAUGCUGUUCAUUUUGUUUUACUUUACCUUUUCCUUUUGUUUCUUCUGUUAUUUCUGGUUCAGUCUCCCCUCCUACCCCCGGCUAGGUGAGUCUGUAACUCAUUAAUUUCAUAUGUUACUUCCUUGAUUUUGUUGCCAUUUUAGUACUAUUAAAAAAAAAGUUUCCAAAAUCUGAGGGUCUCUUUUUCAUUGUUGUGGGUAU
This is a messenger RNA of Chelonoidis abingdonii (Abingdon island giant tortoise), 4956 nucleotides long. Its product is annotated as zinc finger protein RFP-like. Lineage: Eukaryota; Metazoa; Chordata; Testudines; Testudinidae. Gene Ontology annotation, molecular function: protein binding; zinc ion binding. The record is from RefSeq and is a predicted model, not a curated record.